AUGGCGCCUUCAGUCUCGUUAGUCAACAAGCUCAAGGUACAGCUCAAGCUGUCAAUAUCGCGACUGCGCAUGGUCCAGCAGAAAGAUAGCGCCAAGGUCAAACAGCAGAGGAGAGAGAUGGCGCAACUGAUCGAGGUCGGCAAAGUGCAAUCAGCGCGCAUACGCGUCGAAAACAUAAUCCGCACCGAUAUCACCACGGAACUGCACGAGAUCCUCGAACUCUACUGCGAACUACUACUCGCGCGCUCCCAACUCCUCGAAUCGCAAGUAUCCUCUUCAAACACCACCUCCGCAUCCACCUCGACCCUCCUCGACCCCGCGCUAGAAGAAGCCGUCCGCAGCAUAAUAUACGCCGCGCCGCGAACCGAGAUCAAGGAACUGCAUACCGUGAGGGCGCUGUUGGUGGACAAGUUCGGGAAGGAUGUCGCAGUCGCUAGUAUGGAAGGGGAGGGUGUUGCGGAACGGGUCAUGAAGAAGCUGAAGGUUGAGACACCGAAGGAGGAGCUGGUUGAGGCAUACAUGACGGAGAUUGCGAGGUUCUACGGCGUACCAUACGGCACAGCCAAGAGUGAAGACGAAGACGACGACGACGACGAGCCAUCGGGUGGCGUAGCGGAGAAAGCCGACGCCGAUCUUGAAGACCCCAUAUCCACCGACGACAGCACGAGCAAAAAGGCAGAAGAGAGGGAAGCGUUAGCGAAAGCCUCGACACCCAAAAAGCUGGGUCCGCAAAGUCCGCUGAGAGUUGUUCCGCCCAGCCCUAGUACGGAUAACGUAGCGCCGAGGUUAAAGUUACCGGGCAGUGCGGCGGCGAAAGUAGCGAAGAGCGAGGCGAAUACGAAGAAGCCGGCGAAGAAGGAGGAUGGGCUGGGCAAGAUUCCUGAUGUGGAUGAGCUUUCGAGAAGGUUUGCCGAGUUGAAGAGGUGA
This is a messenger RNA of Alternaria viburni, 927 nucleotides long. RefSeq lists its product as uncharacterized. Gene Ontology annotation, biological process: protein transport. Bases 1 to 927 code for a protein of 308 amino acids. Lineage: Eukaryota; Fungi; Ascomycota; Dothideomycetes; Pleosporales; Pleosporaceae. The transcript is spliced from 3 exons. The record is from RefSeq and is a predicted model, not a curated record.